Molecule: messenger RNA, 3063 nt
Organism: Ipomoea nil (Japanese morning glory)
Lineage: Eukaryota; Viridiplantae; Streptophyta; Magnoliopsida; Solanales; Convolvulaceae
Product: putative late blight resistance protein homolog R1B-14
Exons: 3
Coding region: 141-2744 (867 amino acids)
Biological process (GO): defense response to other organism
Molecular function (GO): ADP binding
Source: RefSeq, a predicted model, not a curated record
UUAAAACAAUUUUUUAACCAGCAGAUCAGACCACCUUCAUCAUCUUUUUAUGCAAUGUUUGGAGAGUUGUGGCCACACCCACUCAUUCAUUGACAAAACUAAACAAGCAAAUCUGAAUAUUUUGAAAGAGAGAGAGAGAAAUGGCAUCUGUUGCUUUGACUUCUCUCAGUGCAACUAUGAAGUUGGAGUUUCAGCAACCCAACAAUCCAAGGGUUUCUCUUGAUGAUGAAGCAUCCAUAUCAAUCAAUUCUUUGUUUGAAAAGAUUUCAUCUUUGCAAGCUUCUGUGCAAGAGAAAUCUGGGGGUGGCCCUGCAACCAGAGAUUUGGAGAUGAAGAUCAGAGACUUUGCACUGGAGGCCGAAGAUCGCAUCGAAAUACAACUCAGCAACUUUCUUCUGGCCAAGAACGCAGAGGACCAACAAAAAGCUUCUCAGCAACUCUUCCAGAUCUUGCAAGAAGCGGCAGAAAACGCAGCAGAGUUGCUGAAACUUAGCAGCAGCAUAAGCAAAGAAGCAGUGAAGAAUGAAAGUGAAGGACCAAUGAUUCCUUGGAUUAAACAUUCUCCGGUGAUGCUUGAGGGGGGCACAAUGGUGGGUCGUCGCCGUGAUCAUAUGCAGAUAGUGGAUAAACUCGUCCGGGAUGAUGACUGGGCAUUUGAGUUCAAAGUAAUCACAAUUCUCGGUAUGACCUGUAUAGGAAAAACAACUUUAGCUACGAGUGUAUAUAAUGAUCCAAUCGUUACAUCCCACUUCGAUGUACGAGGUUGGGUUACUAUGUCUGGGGAAUACAACAAGAGCCAAAUGCUACACGACCUUCUUUGGACACUAACAAAGGAGACAAACAUUCCUGAUGAUGAUGAUGUAGCAGCUAGGCAGGUAUACAACUUCUUGAGAGGUAAGAGGUUUCUAAUUGUUUUGGAUAACUUAUGCAACACUCAAGCUUGGUAUGAUAUAAGAGGAUGUCUUCCUGAUAAAGAUGAUAAUGGAAGUCGCAUAGUGCAAACCACUAUGCAUUUAAGAAGGGAUUACUUUUACAGGAAUUUCGGUGAGGAAUAUUGUUCCCUAAAUGUUUAUGUCCAUCCCAUGCCUUUGCUAAAUUCAGAAGAAAGUUGGGAUUUAUUUUGCAAUAAUCCUUUUUUAGAACGACAUAAUAUGGCAUCUAAAUUUGAAAAAAUUAGGAGCCAAGUUGUAGAGAUAUGUGAAGGAUUGCCGCACUCAAUUGUUGUAGUUGCAAAGCGUCUAUCUAAAUGUGACAACAUACAACAAGAAUGGAAGAAGGUUGAAAAGGAAAUAGAGUUGAUUGGAGUUCUAGAUAGCAGGGCACUCACCCUCACUUACCAUCAAUUGCCACAACAUUUGAAAGUUUGCUUUCUAUAUUUUGGAGUUUUUCCAAAACGUAGUGCAAUCAAAAUGAAACUACUUAUUAGGUUAUGGAUUGAUGAGGGAUUUAUUGAGCCUUUGGAUAAUAAGGGUUUAGAAAAUCAAGCUUAUGAGUAUUUAAAAGAGUUUAUUGAUAGAAGUCUUAUUCUAAUCGACAAUUGGAGUUUUGAUGAAAAAAUUAAGAAUGGUAGGAUUCACAGUGCCUUCCAUAGCUUUUGCGUAAGAGAAGCUCAGAAAGAGGGCAUUUUAUGUUCUUUAAAUACUCGGCAACUUCCACAAGAGUCAUUUAGCAUGUUUGCAAAUUCAUGCCGUUGGUUAAGUUUAUACACACAUAAAUUUGACUAUUAUGUGUUGUUAAAAACAAACAACCCUCGUUCUAUUUUCUUCUUUCAAGAAGAUGCUGAAAUAUUUGUAUCUUUCAAGUUGCUUAGAGUUUUAGCUUUUGUUCCAUCCUCGUUUCUUCAAAGAGUGCAAACACGCUUACAGGAUUUAGUUUUCUUGAGAUACCUAUCUGUAUCUGAAUGGUUUGAGGGUCUUGAGUAUGUAGUGUCAACUAAUCGAAACUUGCAGACACUUGUUGUUUCUAGUAAUGAAUCCAAACUUGGAGCCCCUCCGCCUCUCCAUUUGCCUUCUACAAUUUGGGGGUCAUCUCAGUUACAACAUCUUGAACUUGACAAAUCUUAUGUGAUUGAUCCUCCAAGCAUGGAUAAAGAUAAUAUGCAGACAUUAUCUUGGGUGUGUCCAACUCAUUGCAGAACAGGAUUAUAUUGCAGGUUUCCAAACAUUAAAAUUUUGAAAAUCUUUGUAUCUGACAGCAGUCCAAUUAUUUUCGAUAAUCUAGAAUGUUUGAAACGACUUGAGAGGCUAACAAUUUCAGUUUCGUUAGGCCAUGUUGUAACCCUUCCAAAACCAUCUGUGUUUCCUUCACAACUAAAGAAGUUGAGGUUGAAUGGUAUUAACCUUUCGGAGUUGAGGUUGAAUGGUAUUAACCUUUCGGAGAGGGAUUUAACGGCAAUUGGCAUAUUGCCUCAGCUUAAAGUUCUCAAGUUGAAAAAUGUGUUUCAUGGGAAAGUAUGGGAAGUAGAAGAAAGUGGAUUUCAUAAUUUAAAAUUCUUGCUUCUUGAAGAUAAAACGCUCAAGCAAUGGAGAGCUGAUAAAUAUUCAUUUUGUUAUCUUGAGCGGUUAGUCCUAAGAUUUUGUUAUGAUUUGAAAAAAAUUCCUUAUAUAAUGGAAUAUAGUCGUUACUUGAAGUCAAUUGAGUUGCAGCAGUGUUGUCCUUCCGUUAUCACGUCUGCAGAGGAUAUCCAACGAUCUAAAAGGGCAACUAGCAGAUACGAAAUAAAUUUUGAGAUCAAAAUCAGAUGAAUCACAAUGUACACACAUAGAAGAGUCUAUACCUUCAGAUGUUGAAUGACAAGCUAAGAUAUCUGGGAAGAAUAUCUCAGGUCGAAUAAUCAAAUGAAAAGAAGAGCUGAAGAUCGAUGAUGACUAUUAUAAAACUGAUCUAGAUUUAGAACAUGUUGUACACAUACGAGAGUCGAUUCUUGUUGUUUAGUUAAUUGUGUUCCAAUUGUCUAAGUAUGUUGUUGGGUUGUGAUUAUAUGUUUUCUUGCACUUUGUGGAUAUUGCAUGCACUUUUUGGGUGUGAAAAUAUUUUCAAUAUUUGUCAAGAGAUUUGUAAUUC